AUAUGGCAAACAUCUUCCUCUUCUUAUGGCCUUUUUUUAUGCAGCUGAAUCCAACAUAUGCAUGCUCCCCAAGCAAUAAUCCAUAACGCGGCAACCCCCACUGUUGACUUAGUUAUACCUGGGUAUCGGGGGCGCGCGUUUUACCUCUAGCAUGUCGGACGAGCAGUUUCACUGGGCUAGGCUUCAAGGCUAUGCACCGGCCAAGACAGGCUCGUACUAUGAACCACCUUCGACAUUUCAGACACAACGGAGCCAGAAUCACGGCCUCCCGCAAUACCGUUCGCCUUAUCCACAGAAUGAGGCCUAUGUGCGCCCUAGGGACUUAAUCCAACCCCCUUUGCGCCAGUGGCCUACACCUUCCAGCUUCGAAACAGACACCCAACACCAGUGCGAUGAUCCUGUGCCCUCUGCCUCUUCGAACCACCAACAAUUCCUAAAAUGUCCAGCUCCUUCUCAGCUAGCGCUUCCAUUAUAUCGAACAGGGUCAGGAGAAUUGUGUACGGUGGAAAACAUGGAUUUCGACCACGAGGCUAAACGACGACGGAUUGAGUCACUGACUGCAUUAUCAGCUCCUGCGCAAAUCGCUCCAUCAGCCUACUUACAGCCAUCUUCACAAACCCAUGCCCAUGGUGUUUCAUAUCCUGCUGCACAAUCUGUAACAAGGACUACUUCUCAACAAAUGGCGCAUCCCAGUCUGCGAACUGCAUCUCGCCCUUCUGCCCCACAAUUUACGGCAGGCCUUGCUUCGCAAUCCCAUAUACCCCGUGUCUCGGAGUUUGUCUCAAGGCCUACUACACAACUUCCGACCCAAAAUUUACGAUCAGUCGUACCGUCAGCCAUACAACCCCCUCGAUAUUUAGGCGCACCAUCUAGUUCUUCGUUAAAUGCGGAACAUACGCAAGAACCUCCCCCAAAUCCUGGGUUGUUCGAACCACCACCCUCGCAGACGUCGCAAACACCUCAGGCUCCUCCGCGACCGGGGCCAUAUGCAAACCUUGCGCUAUUCUCCUUCCAGCCUAAAGAUCCCCCAGACAGGGCCUAUCUUAAAUCUCGUACAGAUCUGAUCAAGCCUAUCAGAAAGGAAAAACUCGCAGAGAAGCUCACAUACGAUCCCAAAACAAUCGCUAGGGACGUCCUGAUCGCAGCCGGCCGUCACCCCACGGAAAAUCCUUUGAACCAUCACCUUCUCCGACUGAGAGACUCGUUUGUUUUCGUAGACACCAACUCCGACUUGGACACAUUUCGAUGGGAUCUUGUUGACCCGGAACCAUCACGUGAUUCAAUGCUCGACACUACUCCCAGAAUGGAAGUUGGCCCCCCCAUUCCGCAGGCCGCCGUUCAGGGACCACCACCACCACUACCACCACCACCACCAGCCGCCAAUGAUUCUCUUCGUAUCCCUGCACCUCCACUUCCACAAAGUCACUCCUCGGAGUAUUGCACGCCCCGGCAGUUACCCCUAGUACUUAAACAUCAGCAGGAGCAGCCAGAGCCAGAACCCCAGCCCCAACCAGACACCACAAGGACACCAAAACCAAACAUGCCAGGCCGGAGGGGCAGGCCACCCGGAAGCGGGAAGUUCAAGGUUGCGAAGCUUGUCGUUCCUCCCCCUGCUACUAUCUCGUAUCCGGUCUUUGCUUGUCGAUGGGGAACUUGUCAGGCCCAGCUGCACAACCUGGAGAUGCUGAAAAAACACAUUUUCAAGGUUCAUGUGACUUAUCAUAUAACCUGUAGCUGGAGGAGCUGCACGUUCACCGACGCUCUGCCCGCUGCAGCGCUUUUCAAUCAUGUCAAGAAGGAACAUCUUAAUUCCCUUGCGUGGAGAUUAGGUGAUGGUCCAGCAGGGCCUCCAACUGUCGAUCGAGAUUCUGAUGGAAACUCUGUGCCGUUGACCAUUCCCGAGUCCAUCCAACCAGGGUGCGAGGGUUCGCUUAUCUUUCCGGCCAGCUACAGCUCCAUUCGCGCAUUCAAUCGAGUCCAUGGAAAUCACACGCAGUAUGACAAGGCCCAGGAAAUUUUCAAGGCCGUUCAGCGACUGAAGGAACAUGUUGGGGUCGGCUUAGAUCCUGGUGGAUGUGAGCUAGCCACACCUUCACGCAAGGAAAGGGUGAGCAAUGAUGAGGAGGUAUACGAGGUGCGGACUGGUUUUUAAAAGCGAUCUUUUAUGAUCCCCCGUGAUACCCUCUUUUUCAUCGAGGCGUUCUAGCAUAGGCGGCAUGGUAUUGCAUGGUAUGGGAUAUCUUCAAAAGGGGAGGAGUGUAUUUCCUUUUUUUUUUUUUUUUUGCCCUCUCUGUACAUUAACCAUAGGAGGGAGAACAGGAUUCCCAUUAAUCCAGCCACAAAGUUAUUUUACCAA
This is a messenger RNA of Aspergillus ochraceoroseus IBT 24754, 2356 nucleotides long. RefSeq names its product putative C2H2 finger domain protein. Lineage: Eukaryota; Fungi; Ascomycota; Eurotiomycetes; Eurotiales; Aspergillaceae. The coding region runs from base 152 to 2152 and encodes 666 amino acids. The record is from RefSeq and is a predicted model, not a curated record. The transcript has 3 exons.